Closterium sp. Naga37s-1 is the source of this 3399-nucleotide messenger RNA. The record is from the annotation of a GenBank genome assembly. NCBI's taxonomy places the organism in Eukaryota, Viridiplantae, Streptophyta, Zygnematophyceae, Desmidiales, Closteriaceae.
AUGGGCAAACCCGACGAGUCGUCAUCUUCGCAACACGACGAACGCACCUUUGAUGCCGCAAUACCCGGCGGAAGUGGCGCCGAGCCCUCCUCAUCGGUGCCACGUGGCACCGACGAGGAUCCGGGAAAAGAGGAAGACGAUGGGUGGGUCUACGAUUCGAACGAGGAGGAGGACGAUAUGAUACUGAUCCGUGGUGCUGACGUCAGCGGCCACGGAGCCGCACCGGAUCUGCCGGAGGGCAUGGAGGCGCUGAUGCGCGCCGCGGAGGAGGGCGACUCGGACGCUCUGAGGGACGCGAUUCGUACAGGGCGAGUCAGUGCCGCUGGACUCGCCAGGCGAGGAUGGCAACACUGCCUCGCCAUGGCCCUCCCAGUGGCGCUUUUCCGCCUUCCCCGUCCCCCCUCUUCCUUCCCCCUCUUCCCCGCCCUUCUCCCCCCUUCAGAGGGCGUGUCAUUGCCGCUGGACUCGCCAGGCGAGGAUGGCAACACGGCGCAACAGGGCACCAUGGCUCCCCCGCUGCCACCCAGCCCCCCUCCCCCUUCCCCUCUUCCCCCGGCCCCCAUCAGAGGGCGUGUCAGUGGCGCUGGACUCGCCAGGCGAGGAUGGCAACACGGCGCUGCACCUGGCAUGCCUGUACGGGCACACGGCUUGUGUCGAGCUUUUGAGGCACCUGAAUGCUUUUUUCACUCACCCCCCACUCACCCCCCACUCAACCCCCACUCAACCCCCAAUCACCCCCCACUGAUCCCCACUCAUCCCCCACUCAUCCCCCACUCACCCUCCACGCAUCGUCAACAAUCACGCUCUACUUCACCUGCCAUCGAGUCAAACCACCCACUCAAUCGCUCUUUCCUGUUGCUCUCUUCGUUGCCCUCUCUCUCGCCCUACCAGCUGUUGCUUGCUUCCGGAGCUGCGAUCGAGGCUCGGGACGAGGAUGGGGCCAUUCCUCUCCAUGACGCUUGUGCUGGAGGUGCGUGCGUGGGUGGGUUGGUGGAUGGAAGGGUGGGUGGAUGGAAGGGUGGGUGGAUGGGUGGAUGGAAGGGUGGGUGGGUUGGUGGAUGGAAGGGUGGGUGGAUGGAAGGGUGGGUGGAUGGAAGGGUGGAAGGGUGGGUGGAUGGGGGGAUGAAAGGGUGGGUGGAUGGAAGGGUGGGUGGAUGGGUGGAUGGAAGGGUGGGUGGAUGGGUGGAUGGAAGGGUGGGUGGAUGGAAGGGUGGGUGGAUGGGUGGAUGGAAGGGUGGGUGGAUGGGUGGAUGGAAGGGUGGGUGGAUGGAAGGGUGGGUGGAUGGGUGGAUGGAAGGGUGGGUGGAUGGGUGGAUGGAAGGGUGGGUGGAUGGGUGGAUGGAAGGGUGGGUGGAUGGGUGGAUGGAAGGGUGGGUGGAUGGGUGGAUGGAAGGGUGGGUGGAUGGGUGGAUGGAAGGGUGGGUGGAUGGUGGAUGGAAGGGUGGGUGGAUGGGUGGAUGGAAGGGUGGGUGGAUGGGUGGAUGGAAGGGUGGGUGGAUGGGUGGAUGGAAGGGUGGGUGGAUGGGUGGAUGGAAGGGUGGGUGGAUGGGUGGAUGGAAGGGUGGGUGGAUGGGUGGAUGGAAGGGUGGGUGGAUGGGUGGAUGGAAGGGUGGGUGGAUGGGUGGAUGGAAGGGUGGGUGGAUGGGUGGAUGGAAGGGUGGGUGGAUGGAAGGGUGGGUGGAUGGGUGGAUGGAAGGGUGGGUGGAUGGGUGGAUGGAAGGGUGGGUGGAUGGGUGGAUGGAAGGGUGGGUGGAUGGGUGGAUGGAAGGGUGGGUGGAUGGGUGGAUGGAAGGGUGGGUGGAUGGGUGGAUGGAAGGGUGGGUGGAUGGGUGGAUGGAAGGGUGGGUGGAUGGAAGGGUGGGUGGAUGGGUGGAUGGAAGGGUGGGUGGAUGGGUGGAUGGAAGGGUGGGUGGAUGGGUGGAUGGAAGGGUGGGUGGAUGGGUGGAUGGAAGGGUGGGUGGAUGGGUGGAUGGAAGGGUGGGUGGAUGGAAGGGUGGGUGGAUGGGUGGAUGGAAGGGUGGGUGGAUGGGUGGAUGGAAGGGUGGGUGGAUGGGUGGAUGGAAGGGUGGGUGGAUGGGUGGAUGGAAGGGUGGGUGGAUGGGUGGAUGGAAGGGUGGGUGGAUGGAAGGGUGGGUGGAUGGGUGGAUGGAAGGGUGGGUGGAUGGGUGGAUGGAAGGGUGGGUGGAUGGAAGGGUGGGUGGAUGGGUGGAUGGAAGGGUGGGUGGAUGGGUGGAUGGAAGGGUGGGUGGAUGGGUGGAUGGAAGGGUGGGUAGAUGGGUGGAUGGAAGGGUGGGUGGAUGGAAGGGUGGGUGGAUGGGUGGAUGGAAGGGUGGGUGGAUGGGUGGAUGGAAGGGUGGGUGGAUGGAAGGGUGGGUGGAUGGGUGGAUGGAAGGGUGGGUGGAUGGAAGGGUGGGUGGAUGGGUGGAUGGAAGGGUGGGUGGAUGGGUGGAUGGAAGGGUGGGUGGAUGGGUGGAUGGAAGGGUGGGUGGAUGGGUGGAUGGAAGGGUGGGUGGAUGGAAGGGUGGGUGGAUGGGUGGAUGGAAGGGUGGGUGGAUGGGUGGAUGGAAGGGUGGGUGGAUGGGUGGAUGGAAGGGUGGGUGGAUGGAAGGGUGGGUGGAUGGGUGGAUGGAAGGGUGGGUGGAUGGGUGGAUGGAAGGGUGGGUGGAUGGGUGGAUGGAAGGGUGGGUGGAUGGGUGGAUGGAAGGGUGGGUGGAUGGGUGGAUGGAAGGGUGGGUGGAUGGAAGGGUGGGUGGAUGGGUGGAUGGAAGGGUGGGUGGAUGGGUGGAUGGAAGGGUGGGUGGAUGGGUGCGUGGGCGAACAAAUGGCUGGGCGGGACGGUUCGUGGGCGCGUGGGUGUGUGGGUGGGUGGGUUGGUGGACGGGUGUGGGAGGCAGGGUUAAAAGAACUCUUUUCUUUGUGCACGUGCACGGGAAUUCUUUGUUCGAGGGUUCUCAAAAGCGAGCCCAAAUGCCACACGUCCCCCCCACUCGCUCGAAGCUUCCGUCCCCUCGCACGUGGUGGGCAUGCUGCUGCCACACUUGCCACACACACACUUCCAUCCCCGUCCGCCCCGCCCGCCGCGCUUACACCCUACUUCCGCUCCCCCCACCAGGCUUCUCGCACGUGGUGGGCAAAGGGCAUGCUCAUGCCGCUGCUGCCACACACGCCCUGACCUCAUUCCUGCCCCCCUUACCCUCUUCUCCCACUCCCCUUCUGCUCCCCCCACCAGGCUUCUCGCACGUGGUGGGCAAAGGGCAUGCUCAUGCUGCUGAUGCUACACACGCCCUGCCUUGCUUGCCCCUCCCUUCCGCUCCCCCCACCAGGCUUCUCACACGUGGCUUCUUGCACGUGGUGGGCAAAGGGCAUGCUCAUGCUGCUGCUGCUACACACGCACCCUGA